ACCGGCGCCGUGCCCGGGCGGGCGGCUCCGGCUCCAGCUCCGGCUCCGGUAGCGGCGGAGCGAGGAGGCGGCCGGGGCAGUAAAACCUUUGCGGUUUUACUUAUCGGAGGCGUUCACCUUGGCGGGGGCGAGCGGGGCCGCAUGGAGCAGCCUCGCCAGCGGCCCCCGCCCCGCGCCAUGAACCUGGCGUAGCCGAGGGGAGCCCCGCACCGCCCGCCGCCCCCAUGGCGAAGGAGAGGAGCAGGAAAGCGCUGGUGGAGCUGCUCCAGCGGCCGGGCAACGCGGCGUGCGCCGACUGCGCCGCCCCGGACCCAGACUGGGCAUCCCAUAGCCUAGGGAUCUUCAUCUGCUUGAAUUGUUCAGGAAUCCAUCGCAAUAUUCCCCAAGUCAGCAAAGUGAAGUCAGUCCGUCUGGAUGACUGGGAUGAUGCUCAAGUGGAGUUUAUGGCCUCAAAUGGAAACAAUGUAGCAAAAGCAAAAUAUGAAUCUAAAAUGCCACCGUUUUAUUACAAGCCAACGUUUCUUGACUGUCAACUGCUGCGGGAACAGUGGAUCAGAGCCAAAUACGAACGAAAAGAGUUCAUUCACAGCGAGAAGCAGGAGCCUUAUUCUGCAGGGUACCGAGAAGGGUUUCUGUGGAAGAGAGGACGCGACAACGGGCAAUUCUUAAGCCGAAAAUUCGUGUUAUCGGAGCGGGAAGGUGCACUGAAGUACUUCAACAAAAAUGACGCAAAAGAACCCAAAGCAAUUAUGAAGAUCGAACAUCUAAAUGCAACUUUCCAGCCUGCAAAAAUUGGGAACCCACACGGACUGCAGAUCACUUACUUGAAGGACAAUAGCACAAGGAAUAUCUUUGUCUAUCAUGAAGAUGGCAAGGAAAUAGUGGAUUGGUUCAAUGCCAUCCGGGCAGCACGUUUUCAUUACUUACAAGUGGCAUUCCCUGGAGCCAGCGACGUUGACCUGGUGCCAAAGCUUUCUAGAAACUACCUGAAGGAAGGGUACAUGGAGAAAACGGGACCAAAGCAGACAGAGGGAUUCAAGAAGCGAUGGUUCACCAUGGAUGACCGACGGCUCAUGUAUUUCAAAGAUCCCCUGGAUGCCUUUGCUAGAGGGGAAGUUUUUAUUGGGAGCAAGGAAAACAGCUACAAGGUCCUGGAAGGGCUCCCGCCAUCCACACAGGGAAACCACUGGCAGCACGGGAUCACCAUCGUCACCCCAGAUCGGAAAUUCCUCUUCGCCUGCGAGACAGAGGACGACCAGCUGGAGUGGAUUACAACUUUUCAGAAAGUUAUAAGCCGGCCGAUGCUGCCUCAGGAAUACGCAGUGGAAGCCCAUUUCAAACAUAAACCUUAGGUGGGACUGGCUGGGCAGACCUGAGGAGUGAGCUUCUGUUUACAACACAACGUGGUUUUAUUUGAAAUGUUAAAAAUAAUGAAGAAUAAUAAUAACAGUAAUAAUAAUAAUAAUAAUACUUCCUUUUCCCCUCAUCAUUCACUUGAUCAUGUUGGAAACCAAGAAGGGCGGCAGCGAAAUGUCGGAGAAGAUGCAGAUCCAACCUGAAAUUGGGCUCUGUGGCCGCUCCAUGGGAUGUGCCUCUGGGACGGGUGGUCCCGUGACCCCGUCACCCCACACCCACUGAAAGGGGUGUCCCACCUGGCUUCAGCGGGAUGGUGAAGACUGUUGGUGGCACAUCUCGAGGGGAGAUGGGGCUUUUUUCCCCACGAGCUGGUCCCCAGGGGCUGGCGCUGAGCAUCCCCAGGUCUCUGCCAGCCCGUUCCGCAGGGGGCUGCGAGUCCCUGAGCGGUGACGUCCUCGUGGGAUGCGAAGCACCAACCUGGGAACAGCUGAAAUGGUGAUGUGUGAAAUGGCUGAGCCUCCCGACGACGUCGGGGUAAACGAUAAGUAAAUUACCUCACUGGGGGCAGUGGUGGUGACGUUGUACCCAGGCUAGGCUCAAAAGGCAUUUAGAAAUAGAGGAAAUUGGCCUCGUUACUGCUUAACGAAGGGCACGAAGGAGGGGUACCCAGUGGGGGGGGGGGGUGUCACUGAGCCAUGACAUAAGGCCAGGCAAGAAAAGCUUUUGGGGUUGGGGCCCAUGCUCUGCUCCCUGGGUCGUUCCUGUUUCAUGUUUUGGGGGGGGUUCACACCAUUUUGGGAGCAUGGUAUGGGUGGGGGGGGUUGAGCUUUAGGUGCAGUUCUGCUGACAGGCACCCCAAAAGCCUGGCCCAGCCCAGCCCUGGCUGGUGCAUCCCUCCAGCCGAUGGCAUGUUGCUUCUCCAGACUGGUGGUUGCAUCUUUUUUUCAAUAAUUAUAUCAAUUUUUUUUUAUUAUUUUUUUUUCCUUGCCAAAAAAAAAAAAAAAAAAAGCUGCUUGAAGUGACGUUUCAGCGCUGUGGUGAGCACUGUAAUUCCUGCGGUAGGGGCGGACGGGCUGGGACCUGCACACCAUGUGCUGGAUUUUUACCCCAAAAUGAAAUUUCUGGCAUCUGCUGAAGUACCGGCCCCAGACACUGACCCGUCCGACGCGUUUCUUACGUUGGUGUGUAUAAAUGAGAGCAUCUCAUCGGCUGUAUGCAUUUGUUCUGUCACUGGUAAGACAACUGUGGUACUAAAUGUCAUUCAAACCAAUAAAUUAUUAUGUCAGA
Messenger RNA from Tyto alba (common barn owl), 2643 nucleotides. RefSeq names its product ArfGAP with dual PH domains 1 (gene ADAP1). The transcript has 11 exons. Gene Ontology annotation, molecular function: GTPase activator activity; phosphatidylinositol bisphosphate binding. Gene Ontology annotation, biological process: positive regulation of GTPase activity. Gene Ontology annotation, cellular component: plasma membrane; intracellular membrane-bounded organelle. The record is from RefSeq and is a predicted model, not a curated record. Lineage: Eukaryota; Metazoa; Chordata; Aves; Strigiformes; Tytonidae. The coding region runs from base 225 to 1352 and encodes 375 amino acids.